Mixia osmundae IAM 14324 is the source of this 317-nucleotide messenger RNA. RefSeq lists its product as uncharacterized. The record is from RefSeq and is a predicted model, not a curated record. The coding region runs from base 1 to 255 and encodes 84 amino acids. The transcript has 3 exons. Lineage: Eukaryota; Fungi; Basidiomycota; Mixiomycetes; Mixiales; Mixiaceae.
AUGGAAUUGAUCGAAAACUCGCGAACCCAGCGCUCGAGCGUCCGUCGUGCUGCCGCGACAUGCCCUGGACCUGUGCGGUACCCAUCAUUCCGGGCAAGCUAUGGCUAUACUUCAUCAAGAAUCAAGGUGGCCGGCAUCAGUGGGGCAUCACAACCAAGCAUACAAACUUCCACACAUAGCCCCCGGCAGGCUGUCCGCGCCAAGAAGAAAGGGCAGCCUGCCUUCGUCCUCAUCAAUACCCAAGACUUGACAUAGAUUGUUACACUGGCUUGUAUAUUUGUCACCAUGCAUGCUCCAACAGACGUCUAGAGGGCCGC